AUGGAGCGCAUCAGUUCCACACACACACAUACACCGCAACAAACGGAGCCAGUAGCUAAGCAAGCUUUGAUGGAGAGCAGGAGCACCGCGAGAGGAGGAGACCGCGGCCAGCUAGACCACCACCGGCAGGUGCUGCUGCUGAGGCCGGCUGCGGCGUGGAGCUACGCCUCCGCCGCCGGCGUGUCGUGGCCGGCGCAGAGGCCGCCGUCGUCUUCGUACACGUGCGGCUACUGCAAGAGGGAGUUCCGGUCGGCGCAGGCGCUCGGGGGGCACAUGAACGUGCACCGCCGGGAGAGGGCCAGGAUCCGCCACUACUACUGCUCCGCCUACCCCGCGGCUCCAGCUCCAGCCCCUGCUGCUGUCCACAGGGACUGGGUGCCCAACCUCAACUUCUCGCCGCCGCAUUGCCCCGGUGGCGACUAUGGCGGCACAUCCACGGCGACCCCGGCCGUCUACAGCUUCUUCUCCACCGCGGCGGCCGCGGAGGCGGCCAAGGCUACGUUGGUGGUGGACCUGGAGCUGGGGGUCGGAGGAGGGGGAGGAGGUUUGGAUCUUGAGCUUAGGCUUGGCUGCUCUUGAGCCUUGACUCUUCAGGACUGACAUUGUAAUCCAUCGAUCAAUCUAUCUAUCUAUCCAUCUCUGACAUGUCUGCAUGCACGACUAUGUACGCGUGCAUGCAUGCUAAUGUGUUGGCUGCCUAGAGAACGAGAAACGCGGUGAUGUAAGAUGUUCUAACUAUGUAGUAUGUCGAUUUGCAGGGGUGUAUUAUUUGUUCAAGCACGUGAACAAUUAAUUGUAACUUGUAUUAGCUUGAUUGGUCGGUUUGCAAUGAAAACUUACA
Triticum dicoccoides is the source of this 841-nucleotide messenger RNA. Its product is annotated as zinc finger protein GIS3-like. The transcript has 2 exons. The record is from RefSeq and is a predicted model, not a curated record. NCBI's taxonomy places the organism in Eukaryota, Viridiplantae, Streptophyta, Magnoliopsida, Poales, Poaceae. Bases 1 to 579 code for a protein of 192 amino acids.